Chanos chanos (milkfish) is the source of this 4310-nucleotide messenger RNA. RefSeq names its product hypoxia up-regulated 1 (gene hyou1). Gene Ontology annotation, cellular component: endoplasmic reticulum chaperone complex. Gene Ontology annotation, molecular function: ATP binding; ATP-dependent protein folding chaperone. Bases 242 to 3211 code for a protein of 989 amino acids. Gene Ontology annotation, biological process: endoplasmic reticulum unfolded protein response; negative regulation of hypoxia-induced intrinsic apoptotic signaling pathway. The transcript is spliced from 24 exons. Lineage: Eukaryota; Metazoa; Chordata; Actinopteri; Gonorynchiformes; Chanidae. The record is from RefSeq and is a predicted model, not a curated record.
CAAGCCGGUGACUCCUACAGCGACAUCAAGCUAUUCUAGUAGUGUGGCUAAAAAGCAUUGAUAGCUCACUUGCUCUUGUCCCUAGUUAAUAUUCUGACACGUAGUAUACGUCAGAAAUAACCAGUCGCUUGGUGUAUAAUUGCACGCACGGCAAGUUUUUAAAAUUGCUAAUUCCUGUAGUGUUAGGCACUGGUUCACUGUUAACAAUCAAAUUAAACUUCUCUGCUGACUGAAGGUCACGAUGAGGAGGGAACUGUCGUUAUGGACAUUCUGUUGCCUUGUUGUAGCAUUAUUGCCUUCUCAAACAGCCUCCGUUGCAGUCAUGUCUGUCGACUUGGGCAGUGAAUGGAUGAAAAUAGCUAUAGUCAAGCCUGGUGUGCCAAUGGAGAUUGUCCUGAACAAGGAGUCAAGAAGAAAAACUCCGGUAGCUGUGUGCUUAAAAGAAAAUGAAAGACUUUUUGGAGAUGGUGCUCUUGCAGUGUCUGUGAAGAACCCCAAAUUUGUUUACAGAUAUCUGCAGAACCUCCUGGGGAAGAAGGGGGAUAACCCCCAGGUCGCACAAUAUAAAAAAUAUUUCCCAGAGCACCAAAUAGAAACAGACGAGAAGAGGGGGACAAUUUAUUUUAAAUAUUCAGAAGAAAUUCAGUACUCUCCAGAGGAAAUCCUAGGCAUGGCUUUGAACUACUCUCGCGGACUGGCUCAGGACUUUGCAGAGCAGCCCAUUAAAGAUGCAGUAAUCACCGUCCCAGCCUACUUCAACCAAGCGGAGCGUAGGGCAGUCUUAAACGCCGCCCAGAUGGCAGGUCUUAAGGUUCUUCAGCUUAUUAAUGACAAUACUGCCGUAGCUUUGAACUAUGGGGUCUUCAGAAGGAAGGACAUCAACUCAACGGCCCAGAACGUGAUGUUUUAUGAUAUGGGCUCUGGCAGUACUGUGGCCACAAUUGUCACUUACCAGACGGUGAAGACGAAAGACAUGGGUACACAGCCACAGCUGCAGAUCCGUGGAGUGGGGUUUGAUCGGACUCUGGGUGGAUUUGAAAUGGAGCUUAGGCUUAGAGACUAUCUGGCCAAGCUUUUUAAUGAACAAAAGAAAUCCAAAAAAGAUGUAAGAGAGAACCUCCGUGCCAUGGCCAAACUGCUCAAGGAGGCCCAAAGACUUAAAACUGUACUGAGUGCCAACGCAGAGCACACGGCUCAGGUUGAGGGCCUCAUGGAUGACAUUGACUUCAAAGCCAAGGUGACUCGCACUGAGUUUGAGACUCUGUGUGCAGACCUGUUUGAAAGAGUUCCAGGGCCGGUGCAGGCUGCGCUGGGUUCAGCCGAGAUGUCCAUGGAUGAGAUUGAGCAAGUCAUCUUGGUGGGAGGAUCAACCAGGGUACCCAAAGUGCAGGAAGUACUGCUGAAAGCUGUCGGAAAACCAGAACUGGGCAAGAAUAUUAAUGCUGAUGAAGCUGCAGCAAUGGGUGCUGUGUACCAAGCUGCCGCCCUCAGCAAAGCUUUCAAAGUCAAACCUUUCCUGGUCCGCGACGCCGCGGUGUUCCCGAUUCAGGUUGAAUUCAGUCGCGAGACUGAGGAGGAAGAUGGAACAAAAAGCCUCAAGCACAACAAACGCAUUCUGUUCCAGAGAAUGGCUCCUUAUCCCCAACGGAAAGUCAUCACCUUUAACCGAUACACGGGCGACUUUGUCUUCUACAUUAACUAUGGAGACCUCAGCUUCCUCGGUGAACAAGACCUCAGAGUGUUUGGCUCUCAAAAUCUGACAACGGUUAAGCUGUCUGGAGUGGGCGAGAGCUUCAAGAAACACGCAGACGCUGAAUCGAAGGGAAUCAAGGCGCAUUUUAACAUGGAUGAGAGCGGAGUGCUGCUUUUAGACAGGGUCGAGUCUGUGUUUGAGACUGUGGUGGAGGAGAAAGAGGAGGAGUCAACACUGACAAAACUUGGAAACACAAUAUCAAGCCUCUUUGGAGGUGGAAGCUCAGAGCCUGCCCAAAAUGCAACAGAGCCGGUUCAGGAUGAAGAGGAGGUUCCACCAGAGGCAAGUAAAGAUGAACAGACAGAGAAAGGUGAGUCUGCCAGUGAGAAGCAAGACGAGAAGCCAGAAGGUGAGCCUGAGGAGAAGAAAGCAGGUGAAGACGGGUCCGACAGCAAAGCGGAGGCCCAGGGAGAAAAGGAGGCGAAGCCUGAGAAGACAGACGAUGGCGGAAAAACGGGGGAUAAGGAAGAUAAAGAGGAUAAAGAGGCAUCAGACAAGAAAGCCAAAUCCCAGAAAAAGAGUAAGAUAUCUGAAGAAAUAGGGGUGCAGCUUGAGGUUAAUGACGUCCCUAAUCCGAGCCCUGAGGAUAUCGACGUCUCCAAAAAGAAGCUGCAGGAUCUCACUAAUCGUGAUCUGGAGAAACAAGAAAGGGAGAAAGCCCUCAACAGCUUGGAAGCGUUCAUCUUCGAAACACAGGACAAGCUGUACCAGGAGGAGUACCAGGCAGUAGUGACCGAGGAGGAGAAAGAGGAGAUCUCCGGGAAGCUGAGCGAGGCGUCCAACUGGAUGGACGAGGAGGGGUACUCGGCAAACACCAAGGAGCUGAAGGAGAAGUUGUCGGAGCUUAAGAAGCUGUGUAAGUCCAUGUUCUUCAGGGUGGAGGAACGUAAGAAGUGGCCUGAUAGACUGGCAGCCCUGGACAGCAUGCUCAACCACUCCACUGUCUUCCUCAAAAGUAUGAAACUCCUUCCAGAGGACGAUCAAAUAUUUACCGAGGUAGAGAUGAAGACUUUGGAAAAAGUUAUUAACGAGACCAUGACGUGGAAAAACGACACGGUGGCUGAGCAAGAGAAACGCUCUCCCACAGAGAAACCGGUUCUGCUGUCGAAAGAUAUCGAGUCCAAGAUUUCUCUCUUAGAACGCGAGGUCAACUACCUCCUGAACAAGGCCAAGUUCACUAAACCGAAGACUAAACCCAAGGCCAAGGACAAGAACUCCACCAACACAGAGGGCAGCAAAGGCAACAGCAGCUCGGCGGACUCGGAGAAAGUCAUUCCUCCCAAGGACGAGUCGACGGAUAAAGUUGAUGGUGAGGAGGUGAAGCCAGCGCAAGAGCCCCCCACUGUGGAGAAUACAGGAGGAGAAUCUGAAUCGGAGAGCCAGCCAAAGCCGACUGAUGAAAGCACAGAGACAUCCGAGAACGAUAAAGCAGAAAACCAUAUAGGAGAUGAAUUAUAACAACUGGAACUCUUGGAAUUUUUUUUUUUGCUGUAUUUAUUGACUGUGUUUAAUUGUUUUUUUUUUUUUUUCUUUUUUCUUUUUGUUAAUCUGUUCUCCUUCAUCAAACGCAAAAAGUGUCAUACGUUCAGCUCAGAUAUACGGGUUUUACAUUUCAGUGGUGUUGAAAUGCCCCCCCCCCAAGGUUUCUUUCUUUCUCUCCCCCCCCGCCGACUUUAGCAUCACCUUCACACCCCCCAUGGCCACACGCACCUUUUCUCUCGUCAUGACAACGACGCGUAUAGUAUGUACAAAGACAAAACAACAAGCAACUUCACUCUAACCUUAGUUUGUCUUGAUUCUCUGCUUCAGUAGUGGUUUUUUUUUUUUCCAUUCGUCCUUUCAGAUCUUUAGCCCACUGCUUUGCCCAUUAGCAGACAGGCGUAGGCACUUAUGAAUCAUAAUGGGUCGUGUCGGACCAGAUCGAGAACGUUAAUUGACGUCUUCUGACCUCAACAUUGAAUCACAGGGUUCCGUGUCAAACCUGAAUGUGCUGAUUCUCUGUUUUAUUGAAUUCGCUCAAAUUGCGGCUCUUGUUUUUACUGUAGGUUGUUCGGAUUCCGUGUUAAAUUCUCUCUGAGAAGCCCGUUGGCUCUCCUUGCAUUGAGAAACAAAAAUGCCUUCGUCAUUAAAAACCCCUGAUGUAUAUUUCACACGCUGAUCCCCAGCACUGACUUCUCCGACAUACCCAGUCCACAACAUGUGACGUUCAGUCACGCUCAUCUGAAACAUUUAGCUGACUUUUUUUUUUUUUUUCCCCCUUCUUUCCUCGGAUUCCGGUGUGUAUUUUAAGGCCAUUUGACUGCACUGACAUCAGAAGAAUAGCCUGGAGGGUUUUCUUUUUUCUUUUCUUUCUUUUUUUUUUUUGUUUUCUUUCAUCAAUUCACCUGUUCUGAAAAGAAGAAAGAAAAAUAAGACCAGACCUGACGUGAAGUUUGGAGACGUGUCUAUUUUUGCAUCGUCCUGGUUUUGAGGGAUUGAGGAGAAAAGAUUACAAAUGGACUGGGAAAGGGAGACAAUUUUGUUUCUAAGCUGUUAAUAAAGUCUCUUUUUUUUAAAA